AUGCCACCUUUAAUGCUGGUUGGUGCCACCAACCGUGACCAAAGGCCUGUCCCGACGGCCUUUCAGGGCUAUGCCUCUGUCCUGCUGAACAAGGUCGCCGGCAAGCCGGAACCGGAGAUGCUCCGUAUCCCAAACUUGAGCCAGCGUGGCUUCGAAGUGAUAGAGGCAGCCAAGAAGAAGAUUGAGGAAAGAUGUCCGGGUGUCGUCUCUUGCGCUGACAUCCUCGCCUUUGCAGGCCGUGACGCCAGCAAGUUACUCAGCGGCUACAAAAUAAACUUCACCAUGCCAGCCGGCUGUUACGACGGAUUGUUGUCCCUCAAAGAGGAGACCCUCCCCAACCUGCCCCCACCCUUCACUAACCUCACUACCCUGACACAAAUGUUCGCCAACAUCGGCCGCUCACACUGCUCCUCCUUCCGAGACCGUCUCCAGCCGCCGGCCAACGACAACUCCACCACGUCGAUGGAUGCCACAUACUCUGGGAAGCUGACCCAGGACUGCCCUGCCGGCAGUGAUCCCACGGUGCCGCAGGACUACAAGACCCCCGACGUGUUGGACAACCAGUACUACAGGAACAUGAUGGAUCGCAGAGCGCUCUUCACCUCCGACGCAACGCUCAUGACGUCACCAAAGACCAAGGAGUUGGUGAAAAAGUACACUUGGUGGUUGAUCGGAGAUUUCUUGUGGUACAAACAUUUCGAGGAUGCCAUGGUGAAGAUGGGCAAUAUCGAGGUGAAGAACAGCACCAAUGGCCAGAUCAGGAAGAAGAGCGGGUUCGUCAACGAGCACUACACCGGUUGA
Messenger RNA from Triticum dicoccoides, 801 nucleotides. RefSeq names its product peroxidase 2-like. The record is from RefSeq and is a predicted model, not a curated record. The transcript is spliced from 3 exons. Lineage: Eukaryota; Viridiplantae; Streptophyta; Magnoliopsida; Poales; Poaceae. Gene Ontology annotation, biological process: response to oxidative stress. Gene Ontology annotation, molecular function: heme binding; peroxidase activity. Bases 1 to 801 code for a protein of 266 amino acids.